Scophthalmus maximus (turbot) is the source of this 2215-nucleotide messenger RNA. It is a transcript of the gene socs3a, whose product is annotated as suppressor of cytokine signaling 3a. Gene Ontology annotation, molecular function: 1-phosphatidylinositol-3-kinase regulator activity. NCBI's taxonomy places the organism in Eukaryota, Metazoa, Chordata, Actinopteri, Pleuronectiformes, Scophthalmidae. The coding region runs from base 389 to 1006 and encodes 205 amino acids. The transcript is spliced from 2 exons. Gene Ontology annotation, cellular component: phosphatidylinositol 3-kinase complex. The record is from RefSeq and is a predicted model, not a curated record. Gene Ontology annotation, biological process: intracellular signal transduction; phosphatidylinositol phosphate biosynthetic process.
CGGAGCACACAGGCGGUCUCUCUCUCUCUCUCUCUCUCUCUCUCUCUCUCUCUCUCACACACACACACACACACACACCGGGACGACUUCUCUACCAAGUCCAAAAGCUGACAACUUAAAAGAAACAAAAAGUCUUUUUCACCCUCCGGACAGAUCCGGGACAAACUGUGCGCAUCCUCCCUCUCCAGCGACUGCGCGUUCGGAUUUUAGUUCAAAAGAGCAGCAGACACAUUGAAGGUGUUUCAUUUCCAGACAAACCGAGAGCUGACUCUCCGUGCCCUCCCUGACAACUCCUUCUGAACUCCCGUUCGUCUGCAGCUUCUUCUUCUCUUGUCUGCGAGGCGCCCGGUGCUCCCCCCAGGCUACACUAGAGAGCGGGCACAGCGCCAUGGUAACUCACAGCAAGUUUGACUCCGCGAUGAGCAGCAGCCCCGUGGACUCCAACAUGCGGCUGCCUCAGCGCUAUAAGACGUUCACCUCCAAGGCGCAGUACCAGAUGGUGCUCGCCACGCUCCACAAGCUCCAGGAGAGUGGCUUCUACUGGGGUUCCAUCAACGGGAAGGAGGCCAACGCCAUGCUGGCGGCCGAGACCACCGGCACCUUCCUCAUCCGGGACAGCUCGGACAACAGACACCUGUUCACGCUCAGCGUCAAAACGGCGUCGGGCACCAAGAACCUGCGUGUGCAAUGUGACGCGGCGUCUUUUCACCUGCAAACGGACGCAAAGAACAUUCAAUCUGUUCCCCACUUUGACUGCGUCCUGAAAUUGGUCCAUUACUACAUGCCCCAGAGCAAGGGGAACACUCGCAGUGGGAAUAUGUUCUACAUUCACUCUGGAGGAGAGAAGAUCCCCCUGGAGCUCAUCAAACCUCUCUCCUGCAGCUUGUCCACCUUGCAGCACCUGUGCAGGAAAACGGUCAAUGGACAUUCGGACAUUUCGUCUAAAAGAGACCAACUUCCUCAUCCGCUGAAGGAGUUCCUCCAGGAGUACGAUGCGCCGAUCUAAAGGUGUUGGCCCGAUGCUCUUGAAGGGGCUGAGACUUAAGAGUGUCACAGAGAAAUGGGAUGGUUUCAGCAUGGCUACGUUUGACGACAUGUGCCGUGUCUGAGGAGUGAUGAGUAGGCAGAAGCACGAGAGUCAGGCCCUUGGACUGAGCUUGUGAACAGGAGAGGUUUUGUACCGACAAGUUUGAUGGUGGUUCUCAGAGGAACGUGGCUCACCGGCCUCUUAAGGUCCACAUUUCAGGAAGAGAUACUGGACUGAUGAGGAAUAAUGCACAAAGAGGCCUCAGAGAAAUAUCUCUGCUGAGAGAUUACCCCGUCGGCCUCCCCUGCCCCCUGCCGUCUGAUGACGUGCAACUUACUGAAAACUGAAGCGAGACUCGCAGUCAGCUGUCUCCAGUCUGAUGACACACAGGUUCCGUCUGCUGCUGCUGCUGCUGCUGCUGCUGCUGCUAACAACCAAUGUGCUUGUGAGCUCCAGCUCACACACACAUCAGCCUCAGAAAAUCCUCCAUCCAUUAGAGCCCGACUCGGCUUUUUACGAUCAGACUUUUGCUGACAUUGGAUGAUAAUCUUGGAUGUACUGGACUUGUCUGUUCAGCAGCCUGGGAUCUCUAAAUAAGACAAUGGAAACUUAUAGUUCAAAGUGAUAAAGGGCUGAACCUUUUAUGUGAAGAUAUUUCGUAAAUAUUUCUGAUAAUCCGUUUGGGUGAAUGGUUUAUGCCAUAUUGCCUAAACUAGACUACAGUUUCUUUGGAAGACCAGCAUGACUGAAAUCCGACACGAUCUUCACUGAGAGAAACAGUACCACUGCUGAGUUAAUAAUACUAAAAGUUUGAGUGAAAUCGUUGGUGAAGAAAAAACGUACCAAAAGAUGUGGCAGCGUCCGUGGCGCGGGCGGAAUUGUCCCUCAAUUGCAAUUGCAAAUGAAUGUAUCAAAUGUGGCAUCUUUCUUUUCCUGAUAAAGGGGAAGAGCCAACGUGCAUCUUGUCCUUAACACAACGUUUACAUGAGUGAAGAUGAAACGGCGAACCUGUAAUUGUACUUUCUUUUGUAAAAAUGUACCUGUGCCAGCCGAACCCGUGGCUGUGGAUGCUUGAAGACAUUUGAGAAGUUUGACGAAACAAGCAGACUGAAAGACGAUUUUGCACUUAUUUAUAUUUGUGAGAACGGUUCAAUAAUUUAUAAUAAAGAGCACUAUUUUUCUAUGAAA